Molecule: messenger RNA, 1956 nt
Organism: Perca fluviatilis (European perch)
Lineage: Eukaryota; Metazoa; Chordata; Actinopteri; Perciformes; Percidae
Exons: 8
Coding region: 1-1956 (651 amino acids)
Molecular function (GO): nucleic acid binding
Source: RefSeq, a predicted model, not a curated record
AUGGAGGCACAGACACAGAGACAGUGGACCAGAGGACCCAGAAUGGAGGGACCAGACAGAGGACCAGAGACCACAGACACACACCCACAGACACAGAUCCAGAAUGGACCAGGACACACGGACGACCACAGAAGACCAGGAGGAAAGGACACGGAGGAUCCCAGGAGGAAGGAUGGAGACACAGGAACGGAGGACCAACUGAACACACAGGACACAGGGACAAAAUAUGGACAGGACACAGUGGAGGACUAUAAAGAAGAGGAGGAGGAGAUGAAGGAUGGAGAGGCUGGCGAACAGGAGAAAGUAACGGAGGAGAAGAAGGAGGAGCAAGAUUUCCCAGUCGACCUGGAGAACUGCAUCACUCUGGAUGAACUGGGAGAAGACCAGUCCCAAGACGCUAACGGUGAAGAAGUCAAAGAUAAACACAAAUCUUCUUCCUGGUCCGGCCGAGUGGUUUUCUUCAACAACAUCCCGCCGCUUCCCUACAGCGACGCCAGCUUCCUCAGUCUGGUCAAAGGUUUGGGGACGGCCGUCUACUUUUACAGGGUCCCCCGAAGCAACAAGGCUUUCAUCGAGAUGUCGACUUCUUCUGAGGCUCGGAGAGUUGUUAAUGAGCUGGCCUGUCAGCGAGUCGUGAUCAACAACCACAGAAUCUGUGCCUACAUCUCCACCACGUACAAGAGACUCAGCGAGGGUCUACACAGUUGGCCGGUUCCAGUGGUCGAGGACAAGGACGAUAGGAAGGAGAGCAAGAAGAGCGAGAGACGAAGCAGGGACAAGUCUGACGAGAGGAAGUCUACGGGGAGGAAGGAAUCCUCGAAGAAGACUCCAGAGAAAGAGUCCAUGUCUAAGAACACACCAGAGAAAGACUUGUCUAAAGAGACUCCAGAGAAAGAGUCCAAGUCCAAAACUGUCAAAGAGAAAUCUUUAGAAAAGGAGUCCGCGUCACAGACUCCAGAGAAGAAGCCAAAAGCGAAAAAGACUCCAGAAACUGAACCUGUUGCCAAAGCCGUGUCAGAAAAGACCACCAGAACAAGACCGGAGAAAGACUCGGGCAGUAAAACCACUUUAGAAAAAGAAUCUUUAUCUAAAACGAGUCCAGAAAACAAGGCGUUAAAAAGAAAAAGGACCCACGAGGAAGACUCUGUGACUAAAAAGAAAGACAAGAAAGCCACUGAGAAGAGUGAAGAGACUCCGGACAAAGAAAAGCUAACGAUCCAUGAAAAGGAAGGAUCGACUGAGGAGAGUCCAGAGAUGGACGAGUGUAAAGCCAAAAAGACUCAAGUGAAAGAAGAGCGUGAGGACAAAGAGAUAUCAGAGACAGAGGAGUGUAAAGACAAACCUCCUUCUAAGUGUCAAGGCAAAAAUACUCAGGUGAAAGACGAGUGUGAAGACAAAGAGAUUUCAGAGACAGAAAAGUGUAUAGACAAACCUACUUCAAAGAAGGAUGUAUGUAAAGGCAAAAAUACUCCAAAGAAGGGCGUAUGUAAAGGCAAAACGACUCAAGUGAAAGACGAGUGUGAGGACAAAGAGAUUUCAGAGACAGAUGGGUGUAAAGAAAAACAUACUCCAGAGAAGGACGUAUGUAAAGGCAAAAGACUCCAAAGAAGGCCGUAUGUAAAGCCAAAAAGAAUGCAGACACGGACAAGACUCAAAAGUCCCCUGAAGUUCAGGAGGAGACAUCUGAACCAGGACCGAAGCAUUCGGAGCGUGAGGAUCAACCAGACUCUACUGGAGAUUCUCUUAAAAAGACGCUGGAUAAAAGUCCUCAGAAUGCUGCUGCUGUUGGGCUGCAGGACUCGGAGAGAGAGCCUGGACCUGCAGGGGGGCGCUGCAGAGCUGCAGGACUUGGAGCAAAAUCUUGGACCUGCAGGGGGCGCUGCAGAGCUGCAGGAACCCACCAGACCUGUUGGUAAGAACAUAGACUCCCUGAGCUUGGACCACCAUACUAUUUAG